This is a messenger RNA of Chara braunii, 3114 nucleotides long. Lineage: Eukaryota; Viridiplantae; Streptophyta; Charophyceae; Charales; Characeae. The record is from the annotation of a GenBank genome assembly.
GACUACAGCGAAUGCAUUUGUACCCACUGUGGAAUCAAAGGGCACACAGUAAAGCGAUGCCACUUCAGGAAACUUGACGGGCGCGAUUGACUCAUAACAUCAAACAUAGAUGGCGAGAUGUUUGACAGAACAGGAAGGCCGAUCGAUCCUGAGAUUCGGGGAGGCACUAGAGAAGAGGCCCUUCGCAUAGCCGCGCUGGGUCCCAACGCGCCGGGAGUGUUCAGAAUGUGGCAAGAAAAGGGAGGACCAGAAGAAAAAAUGAACCGGAUGGGGAUCGAAGGAAGCAAGGAAGACGUACCCCUCGUGGAAGAAGAAGCAGAAGAGGAUGACGUUAGGAUUACCGUUAGGGACACGUUUGAUAGGAUGGAGGAUCUGGUGAAUAAAAUGCAAAGGCUGCAAUUAAGACUUCAAGGGAUAUGUGAAGAAGCGGGGAAAGAAGGGGUUGGGUGCCCGAAAGUAUUUACCAUGGGACGUGGAGGAUCGGGAGAUGGGCCAAAUGAGCCCAACCCAAGAAUGUUGAGGGCCAACAUGGCCGCAAAGAUCAGUGGGGGUCAAAGAAGCGUAAGAGGAACAAUUCCGUUCGCUACAAGAAGACCCGCAGGAGGGAAUCCUCAAAAGGAACAAGCCCAGGCUUCCCAGCCAGCAGAAGAAGAACCACCUAUCACGGUAAAGGGUGAUGAGGAUGAGGAUGAGAAGAUUAGGGAGGAAGAAGAAAGGCAGGCGAAGAUAAGGGCUAAGAGAAGGAAAGGCGAAGCUAAGGAAGGAAGAUCAAAACGGGAUAUGGCACCAAGCAAGAAGAGAAAGUACCAAACCUCGAUCGAAGAAGGGGUGGAUCUGGAAGGCCUGGUGAAUAAACUACUGGAGGGGCACAAUGAACUAUUAAACCUGAAAGAAAUCCUCGCUUCAGCUCCUAAGUUCAGAGAGAUGGUGAAGGCUAGGUUAUCACGCCGGAGAGUAGCCUCGGUCCGGAUGGGGGAUUUGAUUCCCAAAGAGGCAAACUGGAGCGUGGCAGGGAGUAAAAUGGACUGGAAAUUCGUAGGCACAGGGUCCAUUGAUGUUAUGAUAAAGGGAAAGAUGUGUCCUGGGAUGGUUGAUACCGGGGCAGAAAUGAAUAUUGUAAAUGGAGAAACCACGGUAAAAUUAGGGUUGGAGGUGAAUGAGAAUGAUUGCGGGUUUCUCAACGAAGCCAGCGGCAAGACCGGAUACACCGGUGUCGCAUCAAAUGUGGUCAUAGAAAUAGGAAGAGUCAAGCGAAUGAGGGAAGGCAUCCAGAACGGGCCUUGUCGUAUCAACGAUGAGACUGAGAAAAAACUGAUAAUAGGGGAACCUGGCUUUCUGACAAGGCAAGAGGAGGACUUGGUAAAAGAACUGAUACGUGAAAAACAUGGGGCAUAUGCCUUCAACGAUGAUCAACGUGGGAGGCUGGAUGUAGACAAGAUAGAAAUGAUCCGCAUUCAUACUGCACCUCAUGAGCCAUGGAAUGCCCGAGGGGCUAAGUAUCCCAACCCUGAGGAUCGCAGAAGGGUGGUAGAAUACCAAAAUGGGAAGAUCCGCACGGAUGUGGCAGGGUACUCUAGUGGACCAUAUGCCUCUCCCUGGUUCUGUUUUGUAAAGCCAAAUGGAGUUCUCAGAUGGGUGAAAGACCUCCAACGACUGAACGCGGUAACUGUAAGGGAUGCGGGGGGUCUGCCCGAUGCAGACCAGUUAUCAGAAGCUUGUGCAGCCAGGCAAGAUCAGAGAAAGAAGGAAAGACUGCAAAAGAAGGGGCUAUGGAUUGGAAGAGAAGUGACUGAGCCACAGGGGAAUGAGGAAGAGAAUGAAGAAGAGGAUAAUGUACCUCUGAAGAAGUUGAAGAACAAGGCGAGGGUCUCCCCCAAGAGCAGCAGCAAGGAAUCUGAGCGGGCUGAGGGAGAUGAACAGGAAGAGGAGGAGGCAGCAGAGGACAGAAGAAGAAGCAUGGGGACCAGUAUGGUACCAAGGAAGAAGAAACUUGGAAAGAAAAGGGCGAUUGAGAGUGGAAGGAAAGAGGUACAAGAAAGAGUGAGUGAAGAGGGGGAAGGAGUAGAAGAAGUUGAAGAGGGAAAGAAGGUUCAGGGAGGAGGCAAGGCUCCUAAAUUCAAGAGAACUAAGGAAAAGAGGCCGAUUGGGGACAAGGAAGAGACAAGUGAGAUAGGAAAGAAGGAAGAUGAGAAGGAUGGUCAGGUGGAGAAGUUGAUGAGGGAUAUGGAAGAAAUGAGGAAGGAAGUGAGGGAAUUGAAAAAAGAGAAGGAGGAAUUGCAAAAAGAAAUGAGCCAAUUGAGGGUCACCCUGAAUGUGUGGAGCAGAGAACUGGAAGAGGAAGUGGCCACAAGAGGAAAGAUUGAAAUAAGGGUGGGUGGUCUGGUUUCUGAGGUCAGUGUGCUAGGGCAAGACUUGGACAAUGAAAUCUCAGAAAGGAAGAAGUUGGGACGAGAGUGGGAGAAAAGAUGGGGAGAGAUAUUGAAAGGAAUAGAGGGACUCAGAUUGAGCGAACAGGGGAAAGAGAAGAAAGCCACAAAAAUGGUGGGAAGAAAAUGGGGUGAAGAAAAGGGGGUACAAACUGAGGGGAAGAGAGAAGAGUCUCCUGCACCCGAUAGGGAAGUAAGUGAGAGUGUGGCUAUGCCUCUGCCAGGACAAGGUAAAAGGCAAAGGGAGUCCCAGUUGGACUCACCAAAGGUGGCUGAAGAUCAGGCUGAGACUUCUAUCCAGCCAGACAUAAGUCUUCCCUGCGCUAAUGUAUCUAUGAGAAUGCAAGUUGCGUGGCUAAAUGCUAUUCGCACCGUUGGUCCAUUCAGUCCUUUUCGCCACACUACAGAUCCUCGACUACUACGUGCAUCACGUAUGUGCAUGCACAUUGCUUGACGAAGAUUAUAUUCGCACCGCACAGCCAAUUUAACCCUCUUCAUCACAUCACGAGUCUUUGGGUAAUAUGUACAUCGCCCCUGGCAUGCAACAGACAAACAAUAAAAGAAGAUGGAGAAGGAGAAAUGGGAGAGAGGAGAGAGAGAGAGGGGGAGAGAUGACGACGCGAUAAUGAUGAUGUGAGUUGGGGUUGCAUUACGAUAUCGGUUGUUCGGAUAAAUUGGUACACCCGCU